AUGAAUGUUGAUGGCGACUUUGAGGGUGAGGAGGAGGUGUUUGAUGAUGGUGCUGCUCGGGAAGAAGUGGCAACAGCACUGCUGAUGCUGAUGCAGAAUGAUGCGGAAGAGCGCACGGUGUCGCCCCUCAGCACUGCAAGCGCCGAGUGCAACGAAGCUUUGCGCACUGGGAACGAUUUCAUUAACAAGGAGUACUUUGGCGGACCUCUUCGCAUGACAUCCCUCCUUGAGGGCGACAACGCUGGUGACGAUGACGAUGACGACGACGACGACGACGACGACGAUGAUGAUGAUGAUGGUGGUGAUGAUGUUCAAGACACACCACUCUCUCCAUCAUUGUCGCUCCUGUGUGAGGAAGAGGUGCCGCCAACGCCAGUGAACGUCUCAUCUCCGCGCCUUCCACCGUCUUCGCCCGCCGUGUCACAGGAGGUGCAUGGGACAGCCGUGGCACUUCCGGACACAAGCGGCUCGCAGCCAAGACCACCGCCGCUGCCACUGCCAGCGAGUCUAAUGCACCCACGUGCUCCAGUGCCGGCUUCAGCUGCCCCUCCUCUCCCGAUCCCUAUUCAAUUCCAACCACACCUGUCGCGACUGCUUAGCAGCCCGCCACCAAAGCGCCCUCGACAACAACAGCAGCAGCAGCAGCAGCAGCAACAGCGAAACGAUGCGCCGCCGAUCGACCUUGUUGCCAACGAGCACUAUUGCUCGACUGCUCUUCUGCCACAAGUGGCCGAGGUCGUUGACACACUCAUCCCACAACCACCAGCAACCGCCACCAAGUCGCAGCAGUCAAAGCCAUGCGGAAUACGCCAGUGCAAGUGUGCUGCUGGCAAGGCUGGCAAGUGCUGGAAGACCUUUGGCGCGGGCACACUUGAGAGUCUCCGAUGCCAGGUGUUCGAACUCAGCCAGCAUGACCGCCGUCGCAUGGUGCAGUCCAUCGUCUCCACGAGCCUGAAGGUGCCGCCAUGGCAGGUUGGCAAUGGGCGGGAUGAUGCUCCGUGCGAGGACGGGUGGCAAGAGCACGUGCCGGACCGGAGCAGACUCACUAUCGACUACCGCGUCCUGGGCGUGCCGCUGUGCAGAGAAGGCUUCCGGAACGUGCUUGGGAUUGGAGGUCGAGUCAUCAAGGAGGCAACCCGAGACGUAAAGGCGGGUGUCAUUGUGCCGCGGCCAUCGCUUCACGGACAACAUCUCAAGGGUCGUGGGGUGUUCACUGCCCAACGCGUUGUUCACUUCAUCAAGUGGGUGGCCUCGAUGCACGGGCUGCCGAAUCCUGCGGGACGCGGGGCCAAAGUACUGCUGCCCAUCUCCUUGUCGAGGGCACAACUCCACAAACGCUACCAGUCCGCCACGGGUGAUCAGACGUCGCUGGCCACGUUCAAGCGCGUGUGGGCAAAAUAUCUCAAGCACAUCGGACACGCCAAGACCCGCACGGAUGUGUGUGACACGUGCUCGAAGCUGAAGAGCGGCAAGAUGUGGGAGUUCCUUAUUCAGCACCUGAAGAUGGCAAAGGCCGAGCGCAAGUUUAUGAACGAUUGGACUGAGUUUGGUGGGAAGGCAGAUCACCACGUCAUCAGCUUCGACAUGGCAGGCACAACUCGCCUCCCUCACUUCCUGGAGCAAAGAAAGGCAAGCUGGGGUGAUGCGUUCUAUUACGAGAGCGGUUUGAAGGUGGAGGCGUUUGGUGUGACAGACCUGGCGCGGCGCACCCAAAUGAAUUACGUCUGGCACGAGCAAGACUCGCCGAAGGUUCGCGGCGCCAACCUCAUUGUGUCCCUCGUCUAUCACCGCCUGACAUCGAUUGGCAGGCGUGACGUCCUCUACGCGAUGGCCGACAACUGCGGCGCACAAAACAAGAACUGGACGUUCUUGUUCUUCUUCGCUUCAUACGCGCACGUGUUCAAGUGCUCGGUGUACUAUCAUUUUCUCCUUCAGGGCCACACGAAGGGCCUGCACGAUGCCUUCUUUGGCCUCGUCAAGCGAAAGCUCAAGACGGAGGACGUGUUCACGCCUACACAGUUUAUGGACAUCGUCGAGCGCUCUUCUGUGGCCAACGCCGUGACCAACGCGGCAUCAGUCCCCAUCUACAACCACACCGCACGCCUUGGCCUCCUCUUUUGUCAGCAGAAGCAGCUCAAACCAACCAAGUACAAGCACUUCUUCUUCGACAAGGACAGACUGGGUGUUGUUCGCUACCGCGCAUCAACUUCAGACGAAUGGGCGGAAGUGAAUCUGCUUCGGCCUGGCGUUGGGCCAGAGCACAUACACGCGGGCAUCUUCACUGAUGGUGAGCGUGUUCCCACCAUCACCCUCUCCGCCAAGCGUCACGAGCAGCUGCGAACAUCAAGAGACUUCUUUCACGGCGUGAGCAUCUAA
Molecule: messenger RNA, 2376 nt
Organism: Salpingoeca rosetta
Lineage: Eukaryota; Choanoflagellata; Craspedida; Salpingoecidae
Exons: 5
Coding region: 1-2376 (791 amino acids)
Source: RefSeq, a predicted model, not a curated record